AUGUGGGCCCAAUCAUCGGCCGACGGCGCACGACUGGAAGUGAUUACGCAGGGCCCUGUACGCUCGCGCCAGAUCGAUAACUGGAUUGACCGAGUUCUCAUCGGAGGCCCAGGCUUCAAUCAAUUCUCGGCCUGUUUUGUUUCCGGCGUGGGCGACUAUUUUGGUGGCUGCAAGGUUAAACUCGUCACCUAUUUCGUAGGGGAUGGGCGGCCACUUGUGAUAACGCGUCGUCUCGCCGCACAGCUAUCUUAUGUUCGUGUAUGCGCGAUCUGAGCAUGCGUCCAGUCUGUCCUGUGUAGUUACAUGGACAAUUUUGACACGGAAUGCGAUACACUACUCCAGAUUGCUCUUCAGGCUUUAACCGGUCUUUGAUUUUCAUUACUCUAUUGCGCAUGGUGGCUUUGGGUUGGUGUGCAGUUCCAACACCUAGCUCCGCAGCAAUGCGUUCUGUCGCUUCUGAAACGUCCUUGAUGUAUUGCAGUGAAUGCCAUAUCGUCGGUGGCGUUUAUGUUCGAGUUCUCUGAUGGCGAACGCGUAGGCAGCGACUUAUGAAUGCCCUCGGAUAGCCAUUUUGCACAAACUGGUCGCGGAGAUAACAGGUCUCACGUGCUCUGUCCUCUGGUUUGCCGCAAUGAGUUUGGAUCCGUUUGAAGAGCGUCUUCACAAAACUUCGUUUUUGAGCCACCUGAUGGUUGCUGUGAAAACUGAGAAGCUGUGUGACGUUCGUUGCCUUCCUAUAGACCGUCGAUUCAAGUUAACUGUUAAGGUUUCGUCUGACAAGCAGAUGUUUUUUUUUCAAGACUACCGGUGAUAGGAUGGACGUUGAACAAAAGGCACCAAGCAGUGGAAGGCAACAGCUGGUUAGAUCGUGUUAACCAUGUUUCAGGUCACUUAAUUAGAUUUGCUGAGUCAGCGCUGGCCAGCGGGAGGAGGGGGCGGCUUCAUGAGCAGAGGCCCUUGGAUGCAAAUGUGCAGGGGCAGCAAGGAGACAUUAAAAUGCAGGCUGCGAGUGUGGGUUGAGUGCAUUCAAAUUCCCGAAAAGGCUAAAUAAAAAAGGAAGGAGUGUCUGGAGUGUUUAACAGUUCCUACUAACUAAGAUUUUUCAAGCUGGGUAUAAUGAAGGCUGGUAUUUUUUCUUUUUUCAAUGUAAGUUUGCUUUUCUAUCCAUUCUUUCACGGCUGCAGUAUCGUUCUUAUGGAAUGUUCGGAGUCUACUCUUAUGGCAUAGCCUAAACUUAAGUCACGAUUUCGGAAUAGGGAUUUAUGAUAUUUAGAAUUCAAAGUGGCAAGCGAACGCUGUUUUCGAUAACUGCUCGUCAGGACAGGACGGGGUACAAUGAGUGAAAGAAUCAAUAAAAGUUGGUUUUUAAACUACAGGCUAGGUAGGAGCGGAAGGGCGUAGAAAGUUGCAUGUGGUUAGUCAACCUUUGAACAUGGUAAGCGCGAAACCUGAACGAGGUUCUUUUGAGCGCAUAGGGUCGGUUUUCGUAACCUGAUGGCGACCGCUUCUGCUCUUGCUAACAGGCGCUGGCCCAGUAGCUUAGGAUAGCUCGAGGGGACCUUAUAAAUCUCACGAAAUGCUUCAGCGGGAUCCACACGAUGCCCUGAAUCCACUGUAUGCGCAAGUAUGGCGCUGUCUAUUCUCCUAGUUUCAGCUGUGACUAACAGUUAGGGAAGGUGUUCUUGUAUUCUUUAGAAUAGACGCCGACUCGUACGAUCACUAUAACCUGCUCCACAGGAGCAAGUGAAUGAGUAGAUGCACACUGAGGCGGUCUGAAGUGGCAGCCUAUCCUUGCCUUCUCCGCGUAAAAUAGGCUUAGUGGAGAAUGAUAUGCGAACCCUUGCUGGCGGGAAGGUUGCCGAGACAGCUUGGUCAAGGCGUCUUCUUAGGAGUUCGCUUACAGCGUCUCCUUGGAAUGGGACUCUGAGGAACAACGUUUUUUUUCGGCGGUCAGUGUGGUGGGUUUUGCGGGUCAUUCGGAAAAGUUCUUUGCAAUGAACCUGCCAGGAUACCCAUUUUCGCGAAACAGGACCUGGAUUUUUCUAAGUUCCUCCUCGAUACUAUCUGUUGAACAAAUUUUUUUUGGCCCUUUGUGCCGAAAACCUGGCUAGAUUUCGUUUUUUGUUGGAGAGGUACGAAACUAGCGAAGUUCGUGUAUUGUUCAGAUCAGAUCUUAUUCUGAUAGACGCUCCUUCGGAUGCUACCGCCAGAUCACCUGUUUAGAAGAACAUCCAAUAAAGCAAGCGAACCGGCAGAUUUCAUCUCCAACGUAAAUUUGAUCGAUGGAUGCGCUCGGUUUACGGCAUUUAGGAGGGCAGAAACUUCGGUUUCUGUGAUUGCAAUCCCAAAGAUAUCAAGAUCAGCCGUUUUCAAGAUCUAAGACCUUCGGCGGUUCAAUUUGGGAAAGUUGAGGCAGUCGCGGUGAUCAUUUUAAAGAGAGCAGGGACUAACAGAAGCAGACUUAUUGAACUACUCACGUUUCCUAGAGGAUGGUCAGCGCGACACGUUCAAGGCGUUAAAUGCAUAAAACCAAACAGAAAAGAUAACUGGCAUGCCGAGCCAAGCGAUUUUACUCUUCAUUCGCUGCCUCGUCCUUUUGGCGGAUGUUUGGAGGGCUUGACCGCUGAGUGCGUUAAGAGUCAUUAAUUCUGCGGUCUAGUGGAUCCUUUUCUAUCGUCCGGCCGUGACUGCGUGACUUUAGUAAUUUCUGCGUGACCAUCUUGUCCUGAUCUUUGUGUACGUAGUGACAGAAGACUUUAUAAGUUCAGGAAGUUCAAGUAGCCUGUUGAUAGGGUUGGAGUCUGAGUACCAUGCGUCAGCUCUCAGUCAUUCUAUUCCGGAUUUGUCACGAUCUAAGGUAGUCGCUCGUUGAAGGCCAAGCGUACUAUGGGAUAGUUCAGCAUGCUUAAGAAUAGCGGACAGCGUGUUUGAAGACCCUAGCAAUGCCUUCCGGUUUGAGGGUUUAGGUCUAAUCUCCAGCAUGUCCAUUAGUGCCCUUGUGACCUUUCGACGUUUCGACGGUCAUUUCCAAGGAUGUCUACCAUGUGAUUCGCGGCAAGGUGAGAGCAGGGACAGUGAAUCGCGUGCGAAUUCAUUUACGGUGGCACUGGACUUUCACAACCUGCCCUCCGUCCCAACCCGGAUUUCAUAUGCAGUGGGGGCGCCGCAUCGAGAGAGGAAUGAAGAGGUUUACCUCUUCUUACAAGACAGGUACCGAUGUGUGCGAUCGGCGAGGGUGGAUGCGACGCUUGUUCGUUAGUCUCUGUGCGAAGCAUUGGCAUGUGCUUGACUAGGCCCAUGCGUGAGGUGAAUGUGCGGUGAAAGUCUUGGCAGAAUAAUUUGAGAGAUGUUCACUUAUAUGCCGUGGUGGUGCUGCUAAAGGUUUCCAUACUGAUGGAUGAGCAAUUAUUUGGCCGCCCUUUGGGAAGCCUCUACGUAUUCUCAGUUCCGGUGUCUGCACAGGUGUCUCGACAAUAAUGUGCUACCGAAAUGUGUUUCAUACAAGCCCCCCGUUAACACGGACUUGACGAGACGAGCAGUAUUUCAGAACGGCAGAAGGAUGAUCCGAGUCCUCCUUCAAGACUGCCACGCGAGACUUCGCAAGUACUGUCAAAGGAUUGACCAAGAAAAGACAACAUUCUGUGAGAUCUGUGAGAUCGGUACAAAUCUGCUCCUGCAGAGGAUAGCUGAACAAGCCCGCUAACAGAGAAUGAUACGCGACGCAGCACUGGUGAACAAAUUCCGAAAGCUGCCCAAUCCAACGUCGUCCAGAAACGACAAACUGGUGCACAACCUGUCGUCAGAGGAGCUGACGAAUGAUCAUAUGCAGGUUUUACGGCGCGAAGCUUCAUUUAACACGGCUGAUGCCAAGCCUGUUAACAUGAUUGCAGUAGUGGAAUCAAUCCCUUGUCAGACGGAGGCAGCGGAUGAGAUUAAAAGCCUCGUCCGACACCAAUUGUCGUCUCUCCUGAUGACCCACAGGCUGCAGGAAGUGCUUUCCAAGGUCGAACAUGAUGAGCUUAGGUCGACAAAGACCUGGUCAUCUAGGCAGCCGACAAAGGGCGCGCUACGAUUGUACUGGACAGGACAGACUACCUUCAAAAAGCCAAGGGUUUACUGGAGGACCGACAGUUAUAUAUCUCAUGUGCAACAAACCCUGUAAAAGCGCUAACACACGAAAUUAAUGCUACGUUCAUAUUGACCCAACUGUGAAAAACUCGGUGCCUGGGCAGUCAACUUACUGUAUCAGAUUUGGUAGAUUCCAGACGUUGCAGUAGGUUGGGCGGGUAAGCUGACACAAAUGUGAUAAAACUCGAGUCGUCCGUCGGGGCCUGGUAGCCCAGGUGGUUAGAGCGUUGGCUGUACUAAAGCCUUCCCCUUACUGCGUGGGUUCGGAUCCCGCCGAGGCACCGAGUUUUUCACAGUUGGGUCAAUAUGAAUUAUUCAAAAUCUGCCAAAACAUCUAUGAAUAAUGCUACGUUGUUGGCCUUAGAGAACUAAGGUGCAAUAACACCGACCGACAGACCCAUAGCGAGACCCCAAGAUAUGGCUUUGGCCCGAUUCUAUGGCCUCCCUAAGGUGCACAAAGACGACGCUCCACUCCGAGCCAUCGUGCCACUCAAAGGGACUCCAACGUACGGACUGGCUUAGUGGCUGUUCCGGCGUCUCAAGUUCCUGACCGCAGAGUCAGACACCACAGUCUCUUCGUCAGCACAAUUCCCGGAGAAACUCAAAGGGGUAAAUCUCCAUCCAAUUGAGGUCAUGGUAUCUUUUGAUGUUAUAUCCCUUUUUUAUUCUAUUUCCCAGGACCUGUCGAUCGUGACAUUUGAGCUGCUACCACAAAGCAAAUACGAUGAAACAGAGAAUCGCCUUGGACGAGCCCAUAUCCUUCAGCUCCGGAAACUCUGUCUCAGGACGUACUUCACGUUCGACGGCACAAUCUACGAACAGGUGCAGGGCACACCAAUGGGUUUGCUGAUUUCGGGGUUCAUCGCCGAGGCGGUUCUGCAACGGCUAGAGUCGCUGGUUUUCCAACACUACAAACCGAAGCUCUGGGCCCAGUACGUGGAUGAUACCUUCGUCGUCAUCGAACGGGAUCAGGUGCUGACAUUCAAGGAACGUCUGAAUGCGGUCUUCCCGUACAUACAAUUUACGAUGGAGGAGGAAGAGAGCAACCAGCCGGCCUUCCUGGAUGUUCUCGUAUGCCACGAAGAUUGUGGUGGACUAAAGACCAAAGUUUUCAGGAAAGCGACAAAUAGGAUCUAAGUACUAAACUUCAACAGCUACAACCCAAUCAGCCACAAACGCAGUUGUGUAAGGACGUUCUAACGGCGUGUCGACACGCAGUGCAGUGAGCCGGAAGACAAGAUUGCCGAACUACAAUACCUCCGACGGGUAUUCAAAGCCGAUGGCUACCCGCACAACUUUGUCAGCCGGUGGAUACGUAAAAGGGAAGAAAGGCCUAGCCGAAAGUAAACCAAAUCUUGGCGGGCGCUUCCGUAUGUCAAGAACGCUUCGGAAGCUGUUGGCCGCCUUCUCGCACCACUUGGGGUUGGAGUUGCUAACAGGCCGGAGGCAACCAUCAGGCGUCAGUUGAUAAAACCAAAAGACCCACUGCCACGGCAAGAAACGUCUGGAGUCGUUUAUCGGAUCUGGUGCAGUAGCGGACAAAGCAACUACGUCGGAAUAACCGGAGGACAUCUCCGAACGAGAAUGGCCGAACACGCGGAACGGUGCGCAGAAAUGACGCCAGCUCUCGAGUUGCGGCUCAUUCGACGAGAUCCGGCCACAUAUGCAAAUUCGACGAGGCCGAAAUUAUCGCAAGAAUUGACAACCGCGUGAGCCGGGAGCUACUUGAAUCAUGGUUUUCUGGCCCCCAGUCGAUUAGCAAGUUCAACGAACUUCCCCUUCCAUACUCGGUGCUGAGACUUCGCCAAGGCGCAAUAAUUAUCCACGGGCGGAGCACCCAUGUGAACACUUGUCCCAACAGCAGGGUCAGGGCGUCAGAUGGUCGAGCCAUCAUCACACCAACAUCCAACGCACGUGAUGAAAUUGCGGCAAUUAACGACGCAAAUGUCGGCCAGCAAGCAGUCAGCGCACCAAGUGCGACGAUCCCGGAUGAGGAUGGGGGAGCCGUGAAUGUUCAUAGGUAUGCGGUAGCAUGGCUACUGCAUCCUAUAAAUACUGCAGCCCCUUGUGCGUGAAUCAGCCGUAUCUGCUGGUCUCUGAUGAUGGAUUCGAGCAGGAAUCCGAAACGUCAGGCUAAUAAAGCUCUCGUCCCAGCGAUCGUGUCUCCUUCUUCAAGAACUGGUGUAUGUGCAAGGCGUGUUAGUUGUGUCGAUACUGCGGUGCAGUCAGCUCCGUAGAAACACAUGUAACCGAACAAGCCCAUGCAGUGAACGAGUGUGUGGAGACAAUAUAAACACUAAAAGCCAAUGCAGCGAGUAUAAUGUCGGGGGGCUACGGCGCUGCUGCGUCCGUCGCGGUGCGGGGGAUUCGCAGGUGACCGACCAGGCCUGCGUGUGAGGUGAAUGUGCGAUCGUAGUGAGGACAGGUUGGGGCCAAGUCGCAUCGAUGGAGGAGAAGGUGGUGACGGUGAGGGUGGUAGUUGAUGGGAUAUCGGAAACCUUUUGACCGGAAGCAGAAUUAGGGGUUGUGAUAGUCGUCGUCGCCGUGGGGAUUGAGGCAGACAUGAUGGACGUAGAGGUGAUUUACGGCGGUGGGUGCAGAGAUUGGGAGCAGCAGUGGUGAGAGUGGGCACCGUCGUGGAACUCGUCGGUGUUGGUGCAGCUGCGGCUGAUGCGCUGUUGCUGCAUCAAGUCCGGGGAUUUCCGACGAGGCCAAAUCGCGCAACGAGGACAUGCUGGGAAUUAUGAGUUUCUCUCUUGGCUUCCGCAGCGGCGUUUCGGUUGAUUUCACAGAUUGCUGUCCCGGUCCUUACUGCUCUUCUUCCAAAUGAGGUCUUUCCGGGUCUUUGGUUCGAUUUAUAAUUGCUUCAAGGAGUUUUUCAAAGUGUUCUUGUAGCAGCAGGUUCGAUAUAUUUGUCGGUGUGGGGGAACCGGUGAAAAUAUCUCCGUAGAAAAGUUGUUUUUAGGCGCUCAUCAUCGAUCAUCACGAGGUCACCAGUCCGGUCUAGUUGCAAAUGCCUCAACAUGGCGUGGACGUCCAGGAUUCCGGUCCGUUCAAAAAUUUCCGUACCUGGAAUCCUAUCCUGCUGCCUCAAAUUUAGUAUCAGACAGAUGUAAAUGAGGUGGAAGUGAUUGAGCUUGCGCCGCUGUUUCUUGUAGACUAGUCACGUUUCCGCUCCAUGCAGCGGCGUUUUUAAGGUAGCAGUUUUGUAAAUCUUGAUUUUGUUGUUGAGAUUGACAAUGUUGCGAUUUGAUACGGAAUUCUGCAGCCACCUCAAGGCCUGGCUGACUUUCGUGAUCUGGUGAGUCAUUUUAUUGUCAGUUUUGAUGCAGGUUGAGAUCGCAUUACCUAAUUAGGUGAAUGCGCCUAGGAUUUUAAUUUGAGAACUACUGACGGCUGGCUGUUGAUGCAUGACCACCAUUCUCUCCGGGGUGAUGGCUGACCGGAAUUUGACGCAGCGGGAAGCGAAGAGGUCCGUGCUCCUUUGCAUAUCCUCAUCGAUCGCAGUGUUCAGUCGUCCGCGAAGAUCAGAUCAUAGAGAACCGCAUUGAGGCCUGUAGGUGGCCGUCAGUCCUGUAGACGAUGCGGCCCCGGGGCACUCAUCGGCAUAGUAGAAAAUAUAAGGCUUAGAUGUACUGGGAAAAGUAUGCAGCCCUGCUUCUCUCUUUUAGUCACUGAAAUGCUUCAGAGACGGUCCGUUCCUCCCUGACGCUCGCCAUCGUUCCGUUGUGGAGCUGUCGUAUCAUGUGCUGAAAUCGCCGAGUGCUACUGAAUUUUUAAACAAUUUUCCAGAGUGCAUAGCAAUGCACCGUGUUGAAGGCUUUCAUCAAGUCCACGAAGGUAUCGUGGAGGUGGAUUCGCAUUUUCUGGCAACUCCACUGCAGCUGGUGAGCGGAGAAGAUCAGGUUGCUGGUACCGCGAUGGCGUUGAAAGUCACAUUGGCUCUUCGAAGGAAGUUUCUGCCCGAGACAUUUGAGGAGGAUGCGAGCGAAGUCCUUUCCGGUGACAUUUAG
Molecule: messenger RNA, 8141 nt
Organism: Spirometra erinaceieuropaei
Lineage: Eukaryota; Metazoa; Platyhelminthes; Cestoda; Diphyllobothriidea; Diphyllobothriidae
Source: the annotation of a GenBank genome assembly